AUUGAUGGAUAUUAAAAACACCUGCUUUGCCCAUUCCAUUCCCAGGUCUCUCGACAGCUCCGCAGUCUCUCUCUCUCUCAUUCUCUUUCAUGGAAAAUUAAGCGACAAACACAUAAAAGAGAUUCAGGGAGUUGUCCAAAGCUCUCUGCCCUUUUUCUCUCUUUUUAUACCUGAUCCUGAUCAACUUUCUUCAACAAGCUUCCAAGAUGGCAAAUUCUUCAGGUCAAUUAACUAAAAGUGUGAAGAGACUAGAAUCCAGAAAGUCACAUUCAUGGUGGUGGGAUAGCCACAUCAGUCCCAAGAAUUCAAGAUGGCUAGCAGAAAAUCUCGAGGAAAUGGAUCGUAGCGUCAAGCACAUGCUGAAGCUCAUUGAAGAAGAUGGAGAGUCAUUUAUGAAAAAGGCUGAGAUGUAUUAUCAGAAGAGGCCAGAACUUGUAUCUCAUGUUGAGGAGUUCUACCGUGUGUAUCGUUCUUUGGCAGAGCGUUAUGAUCACCUGACAGGAGAAUUGAGGAAGAAUAUUCCAUCAGACCUCCAAUCUCAGGGUUCCGACGUCUCUGACAUUGCCUCUGAUCUACCCCCUAUUUGGCCAUCCUCAGACCAAAGGCUGAGUCGUCGUAAAUCUGGCCCCCGAGCUGCUGGCUUCAGUGUCUUCCUUGGUUCUGGUGGGAGUGGCUCUGAUAUGUACCAGAAAGAAGAGGAUGAGUCAUCUACUCGAACAGAUUAUGAAUCAGAAUCUGAUGAUUCUUCAGUCAAUAAUUACUCAGUUUUGUCAGGGAAUGGGAGUGAUCAAGGGGUUAGCAGGAAAAUGGUUGAGUUGGAGCUUGAACUUCAUGAAAUGAAACAGAAGCUACGGAUGCUGGAGGAAGAAAAUACAGAUGGUUCAGUAAGAGGAGCAAAAAGUAAUAAUUCCGAACUUCUUGCUAGAAUUAGGGAGUAUGAGGAAAAACUCGAAUUUUCCAACAGAAGAAUACAGCUCUCUGAAGAAAAAAUCACCUGGUUGAGGACCGAGCUCCAAAAAUAUAAACCACUAGAGGCAGCUGACCUGGAAUCUUCUGAAGAAGAAAGUGUCAAAAUGCACAAGACUGAGCAGAUUGAGGUAAAUCAGGCAUUGGAUCUUCAAAACAAGAUUGGUAUAAUGGAGAAAGAAAAUGAACAUGCAGAUGGCAAGAUGCAGGCACUGGUGGAAGAAUUAAGUAUUACCAAAGAAAUGCUCCAGGCUUCUGAGAAAGAAAUUGCUAGUUUGAAGUUUGAGAAGAAGCAAUCUUCUGAAAAAAUUCAAAAGUUGCAGGGUCAGCUUGAUACGGCUCAAAGAGAGAUAAUCACAUGGAAAUCCAAACUGAAUACAGAGAGAAGAGAGGUCUCCAAGCUGCAGGAAAGAAUUGCAAUGUUGAAGAAUAGUUUAUCAGACAGGGAUCAUGAGAUCCGGGAUUUAAAGAUAGCUGUAUCUGAUGCUGAGCAGAAGAUUUUUCCUGAAAAAGCUCAUAUCAAAGCUGAAAUAUCAAAAUUGUUGGAAGGACGAAUUUUUUUGGAACAACAGCUCAGGGACUGGGAAGCACGUGGCCGGUCCUUGGAGGAGGAGAUCAGAAAAGCUGUGAAUGAAAAAAGAGAAUCAGAGGAGAGGCUUCAUAGUGAAAUUGAGCAUUUGAGGUUGGAGAUUGCUGAGAGAAGUGAUUGCAUUAAAGUUUUAAAUGAGAACCUUGAGACAUUAAAAUCGGAAAGGGAUGAGCAUAAGAUCAAAAUCAAUUCACUCAAAGCAGAUAUUAGUUGUAGGGAUAAUCAGAUUGUUCAAAUGGACAAGCAUCUCCAGGACUUACAUAUGGAGCAUGUGAAGCUAAUUGCUAGUGCUGAAGAAGCUCAUAAAUCGGUGGAUGAACUCCAAUCAAAAGCUAAGGAGCUAGAGGAUGUGAUUGAGAGGCAAAGAAUCAUGAUACUGGAGGGAGCAGAAGAGAAACGAGAAGCUAUAAGGCAGCUUUGCUUCUCCCUGGAUCAUUACCGAGAUGGGUAUCAUUGGCUUCGGCAAGCAUUUAUGGGGCAAAAGAGAGUUCCAGUUUUGACUACAUGAAUAUGCGAUGCUACAUAAUGUCUCCUUUUACUUGGUUGCUUGGAUAUUUUGUGUUGAGUCCCCAUAUUAUCUCAGUAGUCCCUGCAGGUGGCUUUGUCAUCUCCUGCUUGUUUAAUGAGAAUACAGAAAACAGAAGUUGCAUUUUAGACAGAAUAUGAUAGUUUUGCUCACAAAUACUAGCGCCAAGAUGAUGCGCUUGGAAUGUUGGGAUCCAGGUGCAUUUUAGACAGAGAAUAUGACAGUUUUGCAUUUUAACAUUUGGUUGUCCAAUAUGCUUUGAGACUUCCCGGUCAAUCAAUCUGCUCCUCGCUUGCCAUGCUCAAACUUAUACCCCUGUGGUUUCGUUGAUGAAUGGUUGAAGAGGAAUAAGUCGGUUAGUCUUGGUAGUCCUUGGUCUCAGUUUCAUCCUGUUUGUCUGUAAUUCUGUUGACGUGAGUGUGCUACCUUGUCUUGUUUAUGCGCCCCCUACUGUCGAGUUUGAAUGGUAUGUGUUGGCUUAAGUUUCACUUUGUUGUUGUAUACUGCUGCUCGUAUUAUGUGCUGAGUCAAAAUAAUUAAUUGAAUAAUAUAUAUAUAGAGUGGUGAGAGAGUUAAUUUUCA
Molecule: messenger RNA, 2663 nt
Organism: Gossypium raimondii (Peruvian cotton)
Lineage: Eukaryota; Viridiplantae; Streptophyta; Magnoliopsida; Malvales; Malvaceae
Product: protein NETWORKED 4A
Exons: 4
Coding region: 207-2063 (618 amino acids)
Cellular component (GO): vacuolar membrane
Molecular function (GO): actin binding
Source: RefSeq, a predicted model, not a curated record